UCUGAGGCAUUUGAUUCAACAUGGCGGAUUGACUGCAGUCAAUGACAUUUUUUGCCUAAAGAUGGCAACAGCUAAUGCCAUUCCAGCUCAACACAGCACAUCUGAAGGGAUUAUUAAAAAAUGCACAACAUAUUCAAACCUUCUGACUGAGUCAUCUGUAGCUGAUGAAAAUAAACUUAAAGCAGCUCAAGAAAUAAGUGAAAACUUUGAAACAAUAWUACAGUCAUCAAGCUAUCCCAGCUUUUUGGAACAUGCAAUCCCAAAAUUCAUUCAGUUUCUAAGAGAUGGAGAACCACAGUUUGUUGCAGAGAGCACCCUGCAGCAAAUAAGAAAGUUGCUUUUGGAAAUACUGCAUAGGAUUCCAACAAAUGAACAUCUGAGAACACAUUAUAAGUCAAUCCUCUCUCUCAUGUUCCUUCUACUGGAGGUUGAAAAUGAAGAAAAUGUACUUGUAUGCUUACGUGUUAUCAUUGAACUUCAUAAGCAGUUUAGACCACCACUUCAGCCUGAGAUCCAACAUUUCCUGCAGUAUGUCAAAACUAUCUACAAAGAACUUCCAGUCAAUGUGAAACAAAUAUUUGAGGUGGUGUCCAUAUCAGCAACAGGAUAUCUUCCCAGUGAAAAUCAAGGCAGUGCACUAUCAAAUGCAUCAUCUCAGGGUACUACUCCUGUUGGUACCCCAGCUGCUUCUCCAAUGAGUACUGGUGAUGGAGCGGGGGGGAAAUCUGCUCAGCAGACAACUAUUCCUAAGGCCAUCAACUCUCUUAAAGUCUUGGCAGAGCUCCCAAUAAUUGUUGUUCUCAUGUAUCAGCUUUACAAGCAGAAUGUAUACAAUGUUGUAGCUGAUUUUAUUCCACUUGUAAUGAGUACUAUAGUCUUACAGCCUUCAUUGAAUGCAAGAAAAUCUCCAAGUUUUAACAAAGAAGUCUAUGUAGACUUUGUAGCUGCACAAAUUAAAACCUUAUCCUUCUUGGCAUAUAUCAUUAGGAUUUAUCAGGAGAUGGUAAACACAUAUUCACAAAACAUGGUUGGAGGUCUGCUAGGAUUAUUGCGAUAUUGUCCACAGGAAGUUGCUCAUUUAAGGAAAGAGUUGCUUAUUGCUGCAAGACAUAUUUUGGCAACAGACUUGAGAAACAGAUUYGUCCCUCAUAUUGACCAGUUAUUUGAUGAGGAAGUCUUGAUUGGUACUGGUUGGACCACAAGAGAAUCUCUUCGUCCUCUGGCUUAUAGCACCCUUGCAGACCUUGUACACCAUGUACGCUCCCAUCUUCCUCUUCCUCACCUGUCAUUAGCUGUUAAUAUGUUUUCCAAGAAUGUUCAUGAUGACUCUUUGCCUGUCAGCAUUCAGACCAUGUCUUGUAAGCUCCUUUUGAAUUUGGUGGAGUGCAUCAGACAGAAAAGUGAUGAACAAGGAUCAGGAAGAGAAAUUUUGAUGAGGAUGCUAGAAGUCUUUGUCAGAAAAUUCCAGUCUAUUGCCAAACAUCACAUACCAGCUAUAUUUGAUAAGUGUCAGCAAGCUUCAGAAAGCUCAACAGCAUCAUCAUCAUCCUCUCCAUCACAAAAUAUAGGAACAGCUAACACUACAACAACUACUGCUACAACCACAACAGCUUCAACGGCAUCUAGUACAAGCACCACUGUAAGCACUGCUACAACAGGAAGUUUACUGAGUUCAUCUAGUACUGCUAGUACUUCUGAAGCACCACAAACAGAUCAAGAGAUAAUAAAUAAGAAACCAARCUCUUCGAGUCCAUCAGUAGCUCCAUUCAACAUUUUUUCUGUUCCUGACUGUCGAAGUAUGGUUAAGACAUUAGUAUGUGGUGUUAAGACUAUCACUUGGGGAGCAGGUUCUUGUAAGGUCCCUGGAGGUAACAAGACAUUUUUGCCUUGGGAAACACAGCUUUUCACAAGACUUCUGAAAUAUGCAUUACAAGCUUUAGAUAUCUAUCAAGUAUCAGUUACACCAAAUGGUCAAUACUUCUUAAGACCACCAAGCUCUCAGCAAGUAAGAAUGAAAGAGGAAAAAGAAAUUUUGGAACAUUUUGCUGGUGUGUUCACUAUGAUGAACACUUCAGUUUUUAAGGAAGUUUUCUCAUCAAGUAUAGAGUAUUUAGUUGAGAGGAUACACACAAACUAUGCCUUGCAGAUUAUUCCUAAUUCUUUUCUGGCAAAUCCUAACACUUCUGCAACAUUUGCAACAAUUCUGGUGAAGUUUUUGUUAGAAAGGCUUGAUGAAAUGGGAACAAAUGUUGACUGUUCCAACUUGUAUUUGAAACUCUUUAAACUGGUGUUUGGAUCUGUCUCCUUGUUUGCUUCUGAAAAUGAACAAAUGCUCAAGCCACAUCUUCAUGAGAUUGUUAAUAGAUCAAUGGAGUUAUCUUGUACCUCCAAGGAACCAUACAAUUACUUCCUUCUCUUGAGGGCUUUAUUCAGGUCUAUUGGAGGAGGAAGCCAUGACUUACUUUACCAGGAAUUUCUACCAUUACUACCAAACCUGCUUCAAGGUCUCAAUAACCUUCAGAGUGGAGUUCACAGGCAAUAUAUGAAGGACCUAUUUGUUGAACUAUGUUUAACUGUUCCUGUUAGACUCAGCUCACUACUACCAUAUCUGCCAAUGUUAAUGGAUCCUCUAGUCUCGGCUUUGAAUGGGUCACAGACUCUAGUCAGUCAAGGUUUAAGAACUUUGGAAUUAUGUGUAGACAACUUGCAGCCUGAUUUUCUCUAUGAUCACAUACAACCAGUCAGAGCAGAGCUAUUCCAGGCUUUGUGGAAGACUCUUAGAAAUUCAAAUGACAACAUUGCUCAUGUAGCCUUCAGAGUGCUUGGCAAGUUUGGUGGUGGGAACAGAAGAAUGCUUAAGGAGCCACAAAAGCUCACGUUUAAUGAUGCUGAUACAUUGGGAUCAUGUUUGGCAAUUUACUAUCCAGAAAGUGUUAAUCCUGUUACCAUUUCUGUUGGUCCAGUGAUAGAAAGAGCAUUGACCUUUCUCAAGACACUACCACCUAAUGUGACUGUUCUUCCACAACAAUCAUCUAUCAAUCUUGAUCACACUAUAUUCUAUAGAAAACAGGCUUGGAUAGUAGUCAAGUCAUAUCUGGCAGCAAUGAUAUCACUUGAAGACAAUGAUGCAAUUCUUACCCAAGUCCUUGGACAUAAAAGUUUUAAGGAAGGACAGCCUCCUGUGGUUAAUAAGACAGCUACUGUACCCUGUGGUGAUCUGCCUUCUAAAAACAUUAUAGAGCAAGCAUUAACAGGAGUACUUUUGUCAGCUUCAAUUAAGGAAUUAAGGUCAGAAGCAGUCCCAUUCAUGUGCAGUCUUGUUCGUCACUUCACACUAGUAGGAAUUGUACAGCAAGCUGGUCCAUGUCCUGUAAAGCCCCAAAACAGAUCCCACAGAGGAAUGGAUAUACAUAUCAUUGUUGACGCAAUAACUGCAGUCAUGGGAAUGGAAGAUAAGGAAUUCUGUAAAGUGGGAGAGUUAGCUGUUGCUAUAAUGAUUGAAACUGCUACUGCUGUAAUGGAUAAUGCUUACAAGGCAGCACAACUACCACUUUUUGAAUACCUGUCUGAAAAGUUGAUUGGGUGCUGCUAUGAAAGAGCCUGGUUUACCAAAAGUGGAGGGUGCACUGCUAUCUGCUUUCUCAUGAAAAGGAUGCCCUUGAGAUGGCUGAUUGAGCACCAACUCUCAUUCAUCAAUGCUCUAUUCUUUGUAAUGAUGGAUUUGACUAAUGAGGUGUCUGCUGGAACACUGGACAGUGCCAAGGAACUGUUGAUGAAUCUUAUUAGACAAUGUAAUACGCCAGUACAGGAAUCAGAAAAUGAAGAAAUUAAAGCAGUGCAGCUGAAAAUUUUCCCAACACUUUCUCAGCAUUUGAUCCGGGAAAUAGUUUCACCCAAUGAAACUGUCAGAAAACAGGCUCAGUUAUCGAUCAAUGUCCUUGCUGAGAUUUCAGGCAAGACAGUUUAUGAUAUAAUGGCACCGCACAAAGGGAUUCUUGAAGACAUGAUUCCUCCUAAGAAACACCUGCUACGUCAUCAACCUGUCAAUACUCAAAUAGCUCUCAUGGAUGGUAACACCUUUUGCACAACUCUAAACCCACGCCUCUUUAGCAUGGAUUUGUCCAUAGUAGAACAUAAGGUGUUUUUUACAGAGUUGUUGUCUCUCUGUGACGCUGAUGAUGCUCAUCUGCUUAAAUUACCAUGUUAUAAGUCUGUUCAGUCUUUAACACCUUUAAGGAAAAGUGCUUUACAUGCCUUAUCUGUGUGCAAUUACAUUGUUCAAGCAAGAGAAAAGACAUUCACAGUUCUUUAUAAGGCACUAAAUUCUCCAGUGGAAGACAUCCAAGAAACAGCCAAAGAAUGUCUAAAAAAGUUUAUGUCAGGACCACAGAUUGAUAUGGAACUGGUGCACAUGAGUAUCCGUCCCUUGCUAUUGAUGCUUGGUGAUUAUCGAAACCUGAAUCUACCCUUAAUGCAGCGUUUGUCACAUUUGAUGGAGUUAUUUCCUGGCUCUUUUAAUGAGAAACUCUGUGAACAGUUGUUGGCUCACCUAAAGAAAUGGGCAGAUGUUAUUAUCACAGUAACUACACAAGCACAGCAAACAUCUGGUGCAAAGAUACCCAGAAAAGCUGAAGAAGAUCUUAAGAUCUGUGAAGCUAUUAUCAAUAUGUUCCACUUGAUUCCUGCUGCCUCAUCCAAACUCAUUGACCACCUCAUUCAGCUUGUGCUUAAGAUAGAGAAAGUUCUUAUGAUAGAGGUUGGGAGUCCUCUGCGUGCACCAUUGUUAAAAUUUUUAAUUCGCUACCCAUCACAGACAUGUGACUAUUUCCUUCUUCAUAUUGCUGAGUCACAGAUGAACAGACUUCUCAUGCAUUACCUUAAAUUGAAAGAUGAUGCGAAGACACUGAGGACAACACUUGAAUCAUACUCACUUAUGCUUGUCAACAGCUUAUUUAACAUUCCCCAGCCACCAGAUGAUCAAGUUUCUGCAAUCCAGAAAAAGAUGGAGCUUCAGUAUCAAGGCAUUUUGAUCAUAAGACUAUUGGUAAAAUUCAAUGAUAACUGGCUUCCUGAGCAUCCUGUUAUUAUUGGCCACCUACGUAGAGUAUGGAUUUCAAAGAGUUUCCAAGACCGACUCAACAAGGAUGGCACUCCAGUCCAUCGGUGGAGAGAACCAAAGCUAUUGGUCAAAUGUCUGCUCAAUUACAUCAAACACCGACCAGGGGAAGUUGAACUGCUGUUCCAACUGUUAAGGGUAUUUACAAUGCGUCAUGUUCCAGACUUCCAUUUUCUGCGAAAAUUUCUUGAUGACACAGUUGCAAAGGGGUAUUCUAUUGAACAAAAAAGACAUGUCUUCUUCCAGUUUGUUAAAUUAUUUGAAGAUCAAUACUUUCCACAAGAACUUAAAGCAAAGGCUCUGCAGUAUGUACUGAUUCCCAUGUUUCAAGUGUCUCUGGAACGUGGUGAAGGAGAUAAUUUGAUCGGUGGUCCACCCAACCCAGAACAUGACAGUUCUGAGAAUGUAAUUAGUGUGUUUGUCUCUAAAGUUAUCAAUCCUGACAAUCCRUUUGGGACAUCAGAUGCUGUCAGAAUUUUGUUGCUUCAGUUCUCUGCUUUACUGGUGGAACAUGCUUCGCAGUACAUUCAUGAUGUAGCAAAUAAAAAACAAGGAACAAAGUUGCGUCGUCUUAUGACAUUUGCCUGGCCAUGUUUGCUGCCAAAGCAGUGUGUUGACCCAUCAACUAAAUAUCAUGGUCACCUUUUAUUAGCACACAUCAUUGCUAAAUUUGCAAUACACAAACGUAUAGUUCUUCAGGUAUUUCACAGUCUCCUCAAAGCUCAUGCUGUGGAAGCUCGUGGAGUUGUAAGGCAAGCCCUUGAUAUCCUUACACCAGCCAUGCCUGCUCGUAUGGAAGAUGGAAAUACAAUGCUAACACACUGGACAAAGAAGAUCAUUGUUGAGGAGGGGCAUACUGUUGCACAACUUGUACACAUGCUUCAACUGUUGGUGCGACACUACAGAGUAUAUUACCCAGUGAGGGUUUACCUGAUACAACAUAUGGUUAGUGCAAUGCAGAAACUUGGAUUUACAGCAAAUGCAAUCAUUGAACAUCGUAAACUUGCUGUGGACUUAGCAGAGGUAAUAAUAAAGUGGGAGUUGCAGAGAAUCAAAGAUGAACAAGAACAGUCAAAUGAGAGUGAGCAGCAGACAACAUUACAGGGAUCUCUGAAGAGGCCUGCUGAUGAAUCUACUGCAACAUCUCAUGAUACAAAGCGAACUCGCUCACUGUCACAGACUGCUGCUUCUUCAAGAGUUGCUGUUGCCAUACAAGAAAGCAAAUUGAAAUCACCAUUAGAAAAACAUCACUCAGAUGCCCUAGUGAAUUUCCUCUUAAGGAUUGCAUGUCAGGUUAAUGAACCAUCAACUGCUGUGGGAUCACAAGGAGAGAGUCUCUCACGCAGAUGUGUGCUACUUUUAAAGACUACGCUAAAACCAGAUUUGUGGCCAGGUGCCGAUCUCCGUGUUGCUUGGCUUGACAAAUUGCUAGUUACAGUGGAGCAAACUCCAGCAGCAAACUAUGCCAAUGUUUGCACUGCCAUUGAAAUCUUGACAUACCUGUUAUCAGUUCUGCCUCAGCAAACAAUAUUAACAUUGUUCAAGCCGCUGCAACGUGGAAUAGCCACUUGCAUGACUUGUCAAAAUACUAAGGUUAUUAGAGCCAUUCACACAUUAUUGGGAAGAUUGAUGACACUGUUUCCUCUUGAUCCAACUGCUACAAAGUAUGAAGAGCUUGAGGGUCUGUACAACAACAUUGGAAAAGUUAUCUGUGAUGGACUAACCAAUUUUGAAAGGGCUACAAAUGCUGCAACAUCUAUCUUGUAUGGACCAUUGAUGAUUCUCAAGGCUGCAUGUGUGCAUAACCCAUCUUACAUUGACAACCUCAUGAAUCCAUUUAUGAGGGCACUUCAAAGGAUGCACAAAGACCACAUCAAUGCUGUGUUAGGAGAGAGUACAGGUGCCAGUGAGAUGCUUAUUUUGUGUUUGGAGCUGAUCAAGAAUAGAAUAGGAGUAAUGACUGCAGAAAUACGAAAACAUUUCUUCACCAUUGUUGUCACUCUUAUUGAGAAAUCUCCAGAUUCCAAAUUACUGAGGGCCAUUACCAAAAUUGUUGAAGAAUGGAUCAAAACAAAAGUGACUCAGCUGACUAUACAGCAUCUCCCAACGCUACGAGAAAAAACAGUUCUGUUGUACCGAAUGAUGAUUAACUAUGAGAAAAGAUUCCCAGACGAUUUUGAACUGCAGGCACAAUUCCUGGAGCUAGUAAAUUUUGUAUACAGAGAUGAAACACUCUUAAUCACAGAGUUGGCAUCUAAACUUGAACCAGCAUUCCUCUCAGGUCUGCGUUGUGUGCAACCUCAAAUCAGAUCACGAUUUAUGGAGGUUUUUGAUAAGACCAUGAAGAAAAAACUCUAUGAUCGUCUCGUUUAUAUCUUUUGCUCACAGAAUUGGGAAGCCAUGGGUGCACACUUUUGGAUCAAGCAAUGUAUAGAGCUGCUACUUGCUGUGUCAGAUUGUGAACGUCCAAUCACACCAUCCAGUACCUUCAGURUGCUGCCAUCCAUGACAUCCUUCAUACGCUCAGAUGACAGUCCACUUGCCAAGGAAAUCUUGAGCAAAGCUACCAGUAACAUUAACGAAUCUAAAUUACAAGAAUCCAUGGAAACUGAUGAGAAGAAAGAGGAAACAGAAAAAGAAAAAGAAAAUAUAUUCUUGUUUGGAGAGUCUGAUGCCAAUAAACUAUUUGAAUUAAUGGAAAAGAGGAACAAAGUUGAAAACAGUCAGCAUGUAAUACAGAAUUUAGUGGCAAUUCAUACAAAAUUUCUUGAAGAGCUACAUAAUGUGAAGUCUGCUUCAUUUCUUGGUGCAAUGGCUCAGCUUUGCCACAGUACCUCAAAGCUUGCACACAAGAUAUGGGUUCACCUUUUUCCACAGUUAUGGAGCAUACUGUCUGAUCGGCAGCAACAGGUAUUGGCAGGAGAAUUAAGUCCAUUCAUGUGUAGUGGAAGUCACUUGGUUCAGGUGGAUGUACAUCCAAGUGCAGUACACAGUAUUCUAGAGGGUGUGUCUAAAUGUGAUCCAGCAAUACCAAUUAGACCUUGUAUAUUAAAGUACCUUGGGAAGACACACAAUUCUUGGCAUCGGUCUGCUUUAACUCUGGAAGAGUAUGCAUUACUAUGUGAUGAGUUCACAAAUCCACACAUCACACAGCAACAAUCCCUGGAUUACACGUUGUAUGAUGAAGAUGCAACAGAGAUCAAUCCCAAUGAAACAUUGGAUAGUCUGGCAGAAAUGUAUUCAUUAUUGAAUGAAGAAGAUAUGUGGGCCUCACUAUGGCAACAGCGAUSCAGGAAUCCAGAAACAGCAACUGGAAUAGCCUAUGAAACACAAGGAUUCUUUGAGCAAGCUCAAACUGUGUAUGAAAUGGCUAUGAACAAAGCUCGUGAUGAGCACAAUAAAGCGCCUGCAAGCCCUGCUGUUCUUUCAGAAUACAAGCUUUGGGAGACGCAUUGGCUGAGGUGUGCUAAAGAGUUAGGUCAGUGGGACUUACUGAUGGAGUUUGGUAAAUCAAAGAGUCACCCUAAUCCAGUAUUAGUACUGGAAAGUUCUUGGCGUGUUCCUGAUUGGCAGGCAAUGAAAGAUGCUCUAUCUCAGGUUGAGUUAAAUUUCCCAGAAAACAUUGCAUACAAGCUCAGUCUUUACAGAGGAUUUGUUGCUAUCUGUCAUCCAGACGAACCACAUCUUAAUAUGGUUGAUAAACUGGUGGAGCAUUCCACAUCCCAAUCCAUUCGACAGUGGAGGCGACUUCCACCAAUAAUAUCGCAUCAGCAUUUACCACUACUUCAGGCUGCUCAACAAAUUAUUGAAUUACAAGAAGCAGCACAAAUUCACAUUGGAUUGCAGCCCAAUAGUGUUGGUAGAAGUGCAAGCUUACAUGACAUGAAGGCCAUAGUGAAAACGUGGAGGAAUAGACUGCCAAUGCCCUCAGAUAAGCUUUCUCAUUGGAGUGACAUCUUUAUGUGGCGUCAUCAUCAUUACCAGGCCAUUGUUGCUGCAUAUGACGGCCAGUCUUCACAUGAGCAACAAUCAAACCAUGCCAUGUUGGGUGUUCAUGCUUCUGCCUGGGCCAUCAUCCAUUAUGGUUAUAUUGCAAGGAAACAAAAUCUUACUGGAGUAUGUCUAGACUCGCUCAGCAGGAUCCAUACAAUACCCAGUGUCCCUAUAGUUGAUUGCUUUCAAAAGAUUCGACAACAGGUCAAAUGCUACCUACAAAUGGCUGGUAGUAUGGGGAAGACAGAGCUACAAGAAGGUCUUGAAGUAAUUGAAUCAACCAAUCUAAAGUAUUUCACAAAGGAAAUGACAGCUGAAUUCUUCGCUUUGAAGGGCAUGUUUCUAGCUCAUAUUGGAAGAUCUGAAGAUGCAAAUAAGGCUUUUUCACAGGCAGUACAGAUGCAUGACUCGCUGGUUAAGGCCUGGGCAUUAUGGGGYGAUUACUUGGAUAAUCUAUUUACUAGAGAAAGGAAUAUGCAGCUUGGAGUAUCUGCCAUUGUGUGCUAUUUACACGCUUGUCGUCAUCAAAAUGAAGCCAAAUGCAGAAAGUAUCUUGCAAGAACCAUCUGGUUAAUGACUUAUGAUGACGAAAAGGGUUCCAUAGCUGAUGCGGUUGACAAAUAUUGUGUUGGUGUCCCRCCUGUUCACUGGCUACCUUGGAUACCACAGCUAUUUACAUGUCUAGUACGACGAGAAGGACAAAAGAUACUCAACUUGCUUGGUAACAUAGGGCGAGUCUAUCCACAGGCGAUGUAUUUUCCCAUUCGAACUCUUUACUUGACAUGGAAAAUAGAACAAAGAGAAAGACACAAAGUUGAAGCUGCUGCUGCARUUAAUCGUACAAUGAGUCAAAGUACAUCAGCUAGUGUUGCCUCACCAAMCUCUGCCAAUGAUAACAAAACACCGUCAUCUAGUGACACUGGUACUAAAGGUACAUCAACAACCAUAACAACCUCGCAAGCUACAUCGACAGGUGUAAUAUCAUCAUCCUCUGUUAUGGCCAAGUCGUUGACAACCUCGUCGUCCACACCCAUAUCUACUGGUGGCUCAUCUGAGCAUGGAGGAAACCCUUCGACUAGCUCAAAUUCAAGUAGUCAGAGUGACACAGGUACUAUACGGGCUACUGCACAAAUGUGGCGAUGCAGCAAGAUAAUGCACAUGUUGAGGGAUCUUCAUCCUACAUUAUUAUCUGCCCUUGAGGGAAUUGUUGAUCAGAUGGUUUGGUUUCGUGAAUGUUGGCACGAAGAAGUGCUUCGUCAACUACGACAAGGUUUAACUAAGUGUUACCAAGUGGCUUUUGAAACGAGAGGGGAUGUUUCCAAUGCCCGUAUUACUCCACAUACAUUAAGCUUUGUCAAGAAGUUGGUCAGUACAUUUGGGAUUGGAUUUGAACCAGCCUCCAGUGUUUCAACAACCUUAUCGACAGCAGCGUCCGAAUCGCUUGCGAGACGAGCGCAAGCAACCGCACAAGACCCAGUCUUCCAGCGUUUGAAAGAGCAAUUUGCAACAGACUUUGAUUUCAGUGUUCCUGGGGCGAUGGGACUUCAUAAUCURAUUGGAAAACUUAAGAAAUGGAUAAAGAUUCUUGAAGAAAAGGCAAAAYUGUUACCAAGCUCUUUCCUGCUUGAAGAUCGAUGUCGUUUCCUGAGUAACUUUACAACUUCUACUGCUGAAGUAGAACUUCCUGGAGAAUUUUUGAUGCCAAAAGCGAACACACAYAGUCCAUAUUACAUUCGAAUCGCAMGAUUUAUGCCAAGAGUUGAGCUCGUUCAGAAACAUAAUUUCUCUGCACGAAGACUCUUUAUUAGAGGCAAUAACGGCAAGGUCUAUCCGUAUCUUGUGGUAAAUGAUGCUUGUAUGACAGAGUCUCGUAGGGAAGAGAGAAUACUACAACUUUUAAGACUGCUCAACUUGUACUUUGAGAAGAGAAAAGAAUCUUGUAAAAGAAACUUGCUGUUCACUGUACCGAAAGUGGUUGCUGUAUCACCUCAAAUGCGACUUAUUGAGGACAGUCCGUCGUUGAUAUCUCUGCGAGAAAUUCUUAGUAAGCGUUGCGGCCGUAAACACCUUCAGUCGGACUCUCCAAUAGCACUUUACUAUGACCGUCUGGCUGCUGUUCAAUCACGUGGCUUACAAGUCACUCAUCAAGUGCUGAGGGACAUUCUACGAGAAAUACAAGGAACUAUGGUGCCAGAGUACAUGGUUAAGGAGUGGGCACAAUAUACAUAUGCAGACCCUACCGAUUACUGGACAUUCAGAAAACAGUUUUGUGUUCAACUAACUCUACUUGGCUUUGCUGAAUUCACACUUCACCUAACAAGACUUGGGCCAGAAAUGCUUCAAGUUGCCCAGGAUAGCGGUCGUCUUACAGUUACCUACUUUAGAUUUGAAAUCGACGAUUCUAAAGGCGAACUAGAUGCCAAUAGACCAGUACCUUUCCGUCUAACGCCAAACAUUGCUGAAUUUGUUACACCGGUUGGUGUCAAUGGYGUCAUGACUUCUGCUAUGGUGGCUGCUGCUCGAUGUUUGGUUGAACCUCAGUUCAGUAUACAAAGUAUAUUACGAGCUGUGAUUAGAGACGAGAUGAUAACGUGGCAUAAAAAGAAGCAAGACGACACUCAUCCAUUGGCCGUGGUAUCGUCUCCUUCUGACAUGGACAGUGAACUACUAAUAACCCUUGUCAAUGGCGCCGUUAAUGCUAUAACAACUAGACUACAAAAUUUAGCCCAGUAUGAAGGAGGGGAAACUAAAGUUUCAACUUUGAUUCAAGCUGCCACAAGUGCUGAUAAUCUGUGCCGCAUGGAUCCUGCAUGGCACCCCUGGCUAUAGUUAACAAAUAUCUAAAUACAUGCAAUUGACGUACUAAACGUUUUAACCAGCAAAACGUUUCUUAGACUAUUCUGCUUUAGAAUCCAAUUUGAAAACGAAAUGAAGGUCACCGGUUUAAAUACUACACUCGGCCAGUUUAUAUGUUUAUUCUAGUCAAACACCAGCUACUGUCUAUGGAUGUAUUUUGUAUACGAAGACUUUGUGAAAUACGAUUAGUUAUUUAUUUUACGGCAUUUUAGUAACAAAUUAAUUAAAAACAUUUUGUAAUCAAA
Exaiptasia diaphana is the source of this 12210-nucleotide messenger RNA. Its product is annotated as transformation/transcription domain-associated protein. Gene Ontology annotation, cellular component: SAGA complex; NuA4 histone acetyltransferase complex; nucleus. Gene Ontology annotation, molecular function: protein binding; transcription coregulator activity. The record is from RefSeq and is a predicted model, not a curated record. Gene Ontology annotation, biological process: regulation of DNA-templated transcription; DNA repair. Lineage: Eukaryota; Metazoa; Cnidaria; Anthozoa; Actiniaria; Aiptasiidae. The transcript has 123 exons. Bases 62 to 11938 code for a protein of 3958 amino acids.